This is a messenger RNA of Aricia agestis (brown argus), 2491 nucleotides long. Its product is annotated as NADH-cytochrome b5 reductase 2. Gene Ontology annotation, cellular component: mitochondrion. The transcript is spliced from 14 exons. Gene Ontology annotation, molecular function: oxidoreductase activity; FAD binding. The record is from RefSeq and is a predicted model, not a curated record. The coding region runs from base 116 to 2359 and encodes 747 amino acids. NCBI's taxonomy places the organism in Eukaryota, Metazoa, Arthropoda, Insecta, Lepidoptera, Lycaenidae.
CGCAAACUGGUUGUGAGAUCGCGUACCACAUUACACGGUCCGCGGAGAGCCGACAAUGAUGUAGUGUCGACUCAUGUAAAUACAAACAUAAAUAAAAACAGUGACAACACUGAAAAUGGCGAACAGCUACAACAUGAAGGAGUUCAGUUCGACGGCAGUAAUAACUACACAUGGAGACUUCCCGUCGACGAUAUCAAUAAACACAAUCAACACAAAAUGUAAAGACAACAUAGAGGACUACGAUCCGUUUCAAAAUAGAAAACUUGAACACCCUAAUUCGGACGUGCGAUCGUUUGCAAAUCUUCUCAAGUCAUCUCUAGGGUCAGGUAUCCUAGCCAUGCCUGCCGCGUUUAAGAACGCCGGUACGGUUGUAGGAAUAUUCGGAACAAUCAUACUCGGAUACAUUUGUACACAUUGCGUCUUCUUACUGGUGAAAACUUCACAAGAAGUGUCAAGAGUGAGUCGAGUCCCGUCUCUGGGCUACGCGGAGACUGUGGAAGCAGUUUUCGCCACUGGCCCACCCAGAUUACGGGGGAUGGCUAAAGCCAUGAGGAUAUUCGUGGACUGGGCAAUGGCCAUAACUAUCCUUGGCGCCUGUGCUGUUUAUGUCAUUUUGCUCGUGGACUCUGUUAAACAGAUAGUCGAUCACUUUAACCCCGACAACGGAAUCACCACAACUAUGUAUUGUCUGAUGUUCUUGGCCCCCGUGCUGAUAUUCACACAAAUCAAGAACCUCAAAUACCUCGCGCCGUUCUCUGGUUUCGCUAAUGUGUUGCUGGUUCUGACGUUUCUGAUCUGUCUCUACUACAUUUGCGCCGAGUUUCCCACUUUCGACUCGAGACCGAUGUCCGUAGAUAUUGGACGGCUACCGUUAUAUAUCGGUACAGUUAUAUUUGCUAUGGAGGGUAUCGGCGUUGUUCUACCCGUGGAGAACACCAUGGCUAAGCCCCAACACUUCCUGGGUUGUCCCGGGGUGCUCAACCUGACCAUGAGCAUCGUGGUCCUCCUGUACAUGAUCAUGGGCAUGCUGGGAUACUUGCGGUACGGUGAGACCGCGGAAGGCAGUAUCACUUUGAAUUUGCCCACUGAGGAAAUCCCGGCUCUACUAGCGAAGGUUAUGAUUAUCUUCGCCAUUUUCUUCACAUACACGCUUCAGUUUUACGUCCCCAUGGAGAUCGUGUGGCGGAAUGUGAGGGGGCGAGUGCCCCAACGGUACCACAACCACGGCCAGGCGGUUAUGAGGGCCGUCUUCUCCACACUAACCGUCAUUGCUGCAGCGUCUUUGCCUCGUCUUGAACAAGUGAUUGGCUUGGAAGGAGCGUUCUUCUAUUCAUUUCUUGGCCUGAUCACCCCAUCUCUAUUGGACCUGAUAUUCAGAUGGGACAGAGACUUGGGCAAAUACAAUUACCACCUCAUCAAAGAUGUGGUGCUAGCCGUAUUCGGAUCGUUUGUACUGCCAAUUUUGAUAGGUGUUGGUUCAGUUGUGGCCAUAUCAACAGUGGUAGCCAACUGCUUGUGGGGUAAAAAAUCUAAGAGCAAGAGUAAGAAAUUGGUAGCUUUAGUCGACCCCAAUGUGAAAUAUGCUCUGCCCCUCAUCGAACGAGAGGAAAUAAAUCAUGACACCAGAAGAUUCAGAUUUGGAUUACCAUCUGCUGAACAUGUUUUGGGUCUACCCAUUGGUCAGCACAUACAUUUAUCGGUGAAAUUGAAUGAUGAUCUUGUCAUUAGAGCGUACACACCUGUCUCAAGCGAUGAAGAUAAAGGCUAUGUUGACUUGGUCAUUAAGGUAUACUUUAAAAAUGUCCACCCCAAAUUUCCUGAAGGUGGUAAAAUGUCACAGUAUUUGGAAAAUAUGAAGAUAGGAGAUACUAUUGAUGUGAGGGGACCUUCAGGGAGACUGCAGUAUACAGGAAACGGUACAUUCCUUAUCAAGAAACUCCGCAAAGACCCACCUGUCAAAGUUGUGGUGAAGAAACUGAAUAUGAUUGCUGGUGGCACUGGCAUCACUCCAAUGCUCCAACUCAUCAGACACAUAUGCAAGGAUGCCAACGACCCCACCGAGUUGAGACUGCUCUUCGCAAACCAGUCCGAGCAAGACAUACUGUUGAGGGACGAACUGGAGAAGUACCAAACAGAAUAUCCCAACCAAUUCAAGCUAUGGUACACUAUCGACAGAGCGAACGAAGGCUGGAAAUACAGCACGGGUUUCAUCAAUGAGGACAUGGUGAAGGAGCACUUGUUCCCGGCGGGCGAUGACGUCAUUGUGCUCAUGUGCGGCCCCCCGCCCAUGAUCAACUUCGCCUGCAACCCCGCGCUUGAGAAGCUGGGCUUCUCCGAGAACAUGCGCUUCGCAUACUAAUGCAACACAUCUUAUGAAGUUAUGACUGUGUGCGUGAGUUUUGAAAUAUAACCCAGUGUACUGGCCAGUGCUAGUGAAACGACGCCAAACUGUUGAUUCUUUCCCAAAUUUACGGGAAUGUGCAUUGACGUA